UCCCGGCUUCUCACAGGCGACGGCUGCGACGACGUGGAAAGAUGGAGGCGGUUUGAGUUCCGAGCGGCUGACUGAAAGGUUCGCGCGCGGGCGGGCGGGCGCGCGCCCGACUGCGUACGUAACCCGGCCCCCUCCCACAAAUGUAGAAGAGGCACGGCCGCGCUUUCUCUUCCCCCUCACGCGAGCGAGCCUUGGAGGCGCGCAUCAAAUAGCCCCUGAGGAGAAUCCAGCGGGGCGUCGGAGGGGAGCGUCAGUUUCCGUUCCCGCACUCCCCCUACCGAGCCGGAGCUGGAGCCGGUGGCUGUUGUGCCCUUUUCUAAAGGGAACAUGAGAUUUGCUCUGCAUGACAAUCAGAAAUUUUAAAGGUUUUCCUUUAGUGACAUGAAAUCUUAAAAGUGCAGGCCAAAUAAUAAUAAAAUGGGAGCAACUAGCAGCAGCGUCAAUGAGCUUCCGGAAAACGAAUACUUAAAAAAAUUGUCAGGACGAGAGAGAAUCUCUGAGAAUGACCCAUUCUGGAAUCAACUGCUGUCUUUUAGCUUUAAUACCCCAACAAACAGGUACUUCCAGGUGUCACAAAAGGAGUUGAGUGCCGAGUUAAAGCUUUUGGAAGAAGCUGCUGUCUCGGUCUGCAAGUCUUUAGUGGAGAAUAAUCCUCGAACAGGAAAUCUAACAGCGCUGAUUAAAGUCUUCCUUUCUAGAACCAAAGAGUUAAAAAUUUCAGCAGAAUGUCAAAACCACCUCUUUAUCUGGCAGACUCACAAUGCACUGUUCAUUAUUUGCUGCUUGCUCAAAGUGUUGAUCUGUCAAAUGUCAGAAGAGGAGUUGCAAGUUCAUUUCACCUAUGAGGAAAAAACACCAGGCUCUUAUGGAUCAGAAUGUGAAGACCUUAUGGAAGAGUUAUUGUGCUGUCUCAUUCAGCUAAUUGUCGAGAUUCCUCUUUUAGACAUAACAUACAGCAUUUCUCUAGAAGCUGUGACGACUUUUGUUGUUUUCCUCUCUUGCCAACUGUUCCACAAGGAAAUUCUGCGGGAAAGCAUCAUUCAUAAAUACCUCAUGCAUGGUCGAUGUCUUCCGUAUACCAGCAGACUUGUGAAAACAUUGCUAUAUAACUUCAUCAGACAAGAGAGAAGUCCUCCCCCAGGGACACAUGUCUUUCAGCCAGAGUCAGACGGAGGAGGGCUGCUUUAUGGAAUUGCAUCGGGUGUAGCAACUGGCCUAUGGACAGUGUUCACAUUGGGAGGCGUGGGCAGCAAGCGUGCUCCUCAGCAGGAAGAGUCUUCACCUCUAGCUAAUCAAAGUCUUCUGUUGCUACUUGUGCUAGCAAAUCUGACUGAUGCACCAGAUACACCAAACCCUUACAGACAAGCUAUUAUGUCCUUUAAGAACACACAAGAUAGCACUGCUCUUCCUUCACCAAAUCCUCACACUUUCCAGAUUAAUUUUAACAGUUUAUACACCACUUUGUGUGAGCAGCAAAACUCUGAUCAAGCAACCCUUCUUUUGUACAUCCUUCUGCAUCAGAACAACAAUGUUCGAACAUAUAUGUUGGCUCGAACAGAUAUGGAAAAUCUGGUUUUGCCAAUUCUUGAGAUCCUUUAUCAUGUCGAAGAAAGAAACUCUCACCAUGUUUACAUGGCUCUGAUAAUUUUGUUAAUCCUUACUGAAGAUGAUGGCUUCAAUCGAUCCAUUCAUGAAGUAAUAUUGAAGAAUAUUACUUGGUACUCAGAACGUGUAUUAACAGAAAUUUCCCUGGGGAGUCUCUUGAUACUAGUAGUAAUAAGGACUAUUCAGUACAACAUGACACGAACAAGGGACAAAUACCUUCAUACAAAUUGUUUGGCAGCUUUAGCCAAUAUGUCAGCACAGUUCCGCUCACUUCAUCAGUAUGCCGCUCAGAGGAUCAUCAGUUUGUUUUCUUUGUUGUCAAAAAAGCACAACAAGGUUUUGGAGCAAGCCACACAAUCCUUGAGAAGUUCCCUUGCUUCAGAUGACUCUCCGCUUCCAGAUUAUGCACAGGACCUGAAUGUGAUUGAAGAAGUCAUUCGAAUGAUGUUAGAGAUAAUCAACUCUUGCUUGACAAACUCCCUACAUCAUAACCCUAACUUAGUAUAUGCACUGCUUUAUAAGCGGGAUCUCUUUGAGCAAUUUCGAACUCACCCCUCUUUCCAGGAUGUAAUGCAGAAUAUAGAUCUGGUGAUCAGCUUCUUUAGCUCCAGAAUUGAGCAGGCUGGGGCUGAGCUGUCUGUAGAGAGAGUUCUGGAAAUCAUCAAGCAAGGAGCUGUUGCUCUGCCCAAAGACAGGCUCAGGAAAUUUCCAGAGCUGAAGUUUAAAUACGUGGAAGAGGAGCAACCUGAGGAGUUCUUCAUCCCUUACGUCUGGUCCCUCGUGUACAAUUCUGCUGUGGCACUUUACUGGAGCCCACAAGACAUCCAGCUCUUUACUAUGGAUUCCGGCUGAAGGGGAGACCCACCCACCCCCUCCUCCCAGAAUGCAUCCCUUCAACCUAUGAAACAGGAAGUUUGUUACUAAUGUACAGCCCCACUGCCAUUUUCAGGGGGCAUAUUAGGAGCCAGAAUAAUAGGGGAACUCUCACAAGAUUGUAUGCUUUUAUUUAUAUAUUUGUAAAAAACAAACAAAAAACCCAAGAGUUUUUUUCCAGCGGCUCUGAGCUUGGGGGGUGAUAAAGUAAGAUGUUAACAGUGAGCAGCUUUUAAAAAAACUUAAGAACAAAAAUGUAAAAUGGGAAAGUGGGGGAAGUAUUUUGAUUUGAGAAGUCAGCAUUUGCAAGCUGGUUUCCCUCAAGCUUUCUGGAUGUGCUUCACCUUUUUUAUUAUUAUUACUUUUUUGUUGUUGCUAUGGGCUUCUCAUUUGAUCAUCAGAACAAUCUCCCCCCUUUAAUGUUGUAUAGAACUGAAACGUCUAACUGAUGCAAUUUUAAAAUAUUACAGCAUUAAUACUAUUUCAUAUUGAAGCAGGAAGGAUAAAUCUUUGAUUUUGAUAAGGUUGACCCCUACAAUGAGGGAGGAUUUUCAACGUGAUUUUGAUAAGGCACUAAAAGUUGUCUUUCUGGCUACUAAUACUUAAUGAAAGUUUAACAGAAUUAAGAGCAGCCCACAAGGAGUGCUGUCUGCAAAUAAAUAAUAAUAAAAAUGUAUCCAUCUCAAUAAGGGUUGUGCAGGUGAUUCUCCUGCACCGGAUCAUGCCCAUUCAUUUCCAGAGUUUUUGUGUUGUAUUUCACACAUUUUCAUGGACUCCUUGGAAGGGUGCAGGAAAGUGAUCAAAAUUCAGCAGAACAGAGGUGUGCCUACUGUAUUCAGGUUUUUGCCAGAGAAAUGCAGUUAUGCGUACAUCUCUGAAUGUUUAAAAAGAAUGUCCUACAAUAUACUUUUUCAUUCCCUGGUUCAAAGGGAAUUGGCAAAUACUGUGUUUGCCAGCAUAUGGGGGAGAAUAGAGGGAAAUGUUUUAUGUAAACUUUUCACAUGGAAUGUGGGCUUGUGGUGGUUACCUUCAAAUGCACAGAACGGCAUGCCAGGCUUCAGAAAAAAAGGAACUGAUGACAUACAUUAGUAUAUUACCUUGCCCAGCAUGGUAAAUGUGGCACACUUUAUUAUGUAUUGGAGGGAGAUGGUGGUACACUUCUUUUUUAUGUGGAAUGUUUUGCUUUUUAAAAAAACAACAACCUCUGACAAAUGUUAGAAUCGUGUGUCCUUCCACCUUAAGCAAGGUCCUGUAUGGCAUAAUGCACAAUUGGAACUUAAAAUCCUUGUCAUAUUUAUUUAAAAUUGCAGAUGUAGAGAGACAUGCAUAGCAUAUGAGUUCAUAGGACUUUGCACAGACACAGAUUUGGGGAAGAGGCAAUAUGAAGACUGGAUUUUCAACAUUUUCAGUUUAACAUUAAGAAAAUUGGAAGGUGACUGAAAAUAGGAGUAAAUAGGAUUUUAUGCUGUGCUUGGGCUUUGCUUUGUUUUUCAUAUCUUAGUCAAAGGAAGGUGAAUUCUUUGUAAUGUUUUUUGCAACCUUUAAAUAAAGGACUGUUGACUGCA
Zootoca vivipara (common lizard) is the source of this 4043-nucleotide messenger RNA. Lineage: Eukaryota; Metazoa; Chordata; Lepidosauria; Squamata; Lacertidae. The record is from RefSeq and is a predicted model, not a curated record.